AUGACCAAGCUCCUAAAACGUCAUCGCCCCCAGCCCUCUGGCAGUGCAAAGGGCGCAUCUCCGACAAGUGGGACCCCUUCGGCCACAUCGCGACGCAACCGCUGGUUCUCGGUUCCCGCCCUUGUUCGACGACUGCUGCGCAAAGCUCAACCGCGCCACCCUCAAACUUCUGGACUCGAUGAUAUCGAGUCGGAAGAGGCUGUCAUUGCCGUCGUACAGGGCGUCGCUGUCGAAGUUAACGAAGCCGGCAUUGAGGCUGUCGCACCGCGACAGGAAAACGCUGGCUGGCGCUUGAGUGCUCCCGAUGCGAGUAUACGCGUUCGCCCCGUCACUCCGAGGCGCUCAUUCCAAUCUACCCUGGAGUACAUUGAAGAUAACGGCACACCACACUUCCCCAUCCCUCUUACCGAUUCAGAAGCUUCGCAGUCGCAAGAUGAACUCCAAGCUAACGCUGCUGCCGAUGCUGAAAGCGCGUCUGUGGACAUCGCCGUCAUUCCUUCGUCACCCUCCGGCACUGCCCCCUUUGGAACAAGUACUCUUGGGCACAGUCACGCAUUGACGAAAAACGAGGACGCAGGUCGACGAGCAUUGGAUGCAGGCGUUACCGGUUCAGAAACUACGAGUGUUGACGCUCGUUCAAGCUUUGACUCCCAUCCGGGUUUUAGUUCUGGAUCUGGGAGCGUCCAUAGCUCGGAGAGCGAGCAUUUCUCCGUCCAUCGUCUGGAACCUUCGGCAGCGUCUUUAUUGGAUGAGGAUCUUGCCGGUCGCCCAAACGCUGCAGACGCUACCCUUGCACCUCAUACGCAUUACGAGGUUCCCAUGAACGCGUUUGAGGGUAAAAGGCGCCGACUGAAUCCGUACCAAAACCCGUACUACGAGAUUCCCUCGAACUCACGACUCGAGGACGGUACUCUCGAGGACGGUCGAUGGCUCAGUGGUGCUACGGUACUGCACUACGGCCCGGAAGGAACUGCUGAUAGAGGCUUGAUGUUCUCCUGGAAAGGACUCAUCGGCGAUAACCAUAACGGCAAACUCGUUUACGGCGCUCAUGUGAAAAGUCUCGGAAAAGCGGAUACUACUCUCGACCCGUACCCGUGGUUCCCGAGCUACGUGGCUGUUAAGAUCGUGUCUAAGGUCGAUCUGUUCGAGGGUCGGCACGGGCAGUUCCUCGCUUAUGGGUCCGUCGCAUCUGAAGCUGCGGCAAUGAAGUCCUUAGCAUCGCAGCCUACGCCCAGUGGAUUCGUCAACAGCGCAUUGGCCACCUUUCAAGACGACUACUUUUUCUAUAUCGUUUCUAGAUGGUACUCCUGCACUCUACAACAGUACAUCUCCCAAACGAGACCAAAACUCCUUGCCGGUCAUACAUGCGACUAUCCGUACCAAAUGCCCCGGGAUGUCUUCCGAUUCUACGCGGCAGAAUUGCUUUUGGGUAUGGAAUACCUCGAGGAGUGCGGGGUCGUAAACUGCGACAUCAAGCUUGCGAACAUCUUCGUCUCUCCAUCUGGGCAUCUAGCUCUGGCGGACUUCGACCUCGCUGUACCGGAUGUGCGCCCUGCGAUGGCCGCUCAACAGUGCGCUUAUAAAGAUGUCUGCAUGGAGUUGGGUUGCUCUGGGACGUCCACAUACAAAGCGCCGGAGAGGUUCAGGAACUCGAACGCGAGAGGGAUUGCGACACCACGCGCGGACAUAUGGAGUCUUGGAAUCGUCUUGCUCGAGUUUGCUCUGCAAAUAGACAAGUCCUAUUUUGAAACACGGUUCCCCCAUCUCUUCGCUUCGGUCAACGAUGCCGAUGCGGCCAUGAAGAUAAUCUACGAUGACUUUUUCUGGGUCCUCCUCAACAACGAAGCGCACAACUCUACGGGUACUGCCUCAUUGGACCCGUUAGUCUAUGGGUUUUUGGUUAAGUUUCUCUUCUUGACUCCCGAGAAAAGAACGACCGUACGAGAAGCAAAGCAGCACGCCAUCUUCGAAGGACUGGACUGGGACGGGAUACGUCGCGGUGCAAUCGAACCGCCCCUUCUCAAAGAAGGUCAUGAUCCGCAAAUCCAUCCGCCUUUGCAGCAGUAUCCCGCCAUCACAUGCGAUAAUGUGCGGAUGCGGCGACUUCAAAGGAAUGGGAAUUCUGCUGCUUUCUUGUGUGUUGGACCGAUAUCGACUGUUCGCGAGUCACUCCUUAAGGCAUACUCCAGCAUGCAAGAGGGACUUCAGGAGCACAUACUAAAUGUUGUUUCUGGCGAGAAUACACGCUCAAGACGUAUUGGUGGCCCUCCCAUCCACCCCGGUGUGCGAUGGCUUACCCCGUGGUGGAGAACUUGGGAUACGAGAGAGCACACAUUUGCUCAUCACACAUAUAAUCCAAACGAACCACUUGAGGAGAAUAUACGACAAGCUGCGACGGACUUUCAAGAGGAACGGCCUUGGCCGUAUACUCAUGAGAAAGGGGUUCAAAGCAGUUGGCGAUUGUGGGAACAGCUUCGGCUGGUUAUUGGACUUUCUUACCGCCCGACACUUCCUCGUCUUGCACGUCCGGACACCAAUGACGAAGAGGUUAGCGAUUCGAGCGACGACGAAGAUCCAUCCGCACCUGCCCCUUUCUCUCGUCGCCAUACAGAGGGUAAGAAGCAUCGCGUCUUUCGUGGUGUGGGAGCUUUCUAUGAAGAAGAAGAAGACAGAGCUGCUGAGCAAGGCCUGACGCCUUCUGAACAGUGGCUGCUUCAUACCGCCGAGAUGCGCGAUAAUAUGGCCCGCUUCACUCUUGAUGCCGAGAAGGUGAUGAAGUAUCUGUUCUCUGCAUAUUUUCUUCAUCACCGGCUCAUGACUACCCCGGAAGCAUGUUAUCACAUGCCUGUCAUUGCAUCAUAUUUUCUGCGCUUCCUUCUUACUCAUCUUGAACUGGAUCAAUGCGACGAGGCGAUGUUCAAGCGGGCUUUGGCUGUGACGGAGCUUGCACGAACUGAGGUCCCGCUUGUCUAUGACUGCAUCAGACGCUCCACCAUCGCAUCCGAUGCUUUCUCCUUGUUCUGUAGGGCAACAUUCGGCGAGCUUCCACUCGUGCACGACGAUGAAUCUCCGGUCUUCUCUAAGAUUUCCCCCUCGUCCUUCGCUACCGAUGACUCCGGCCCCCCUAGCCCUGCUGGCUCUCUUCCUCGAACACCUACUCUGAGCGAGCAUGUGUGUUCUACCUUGACCGAGGCACGAGCAAACUUGGUCUCUGACGAGACUGAACAUUUUUGGCUAUCCUCCAGUGGCGCAGCGCUCACCGAUGCCAAUGCAGCCCUUGACGCCAUCGGGGUAGAUGAUGAGGACGAUCCUUGGGCUCUCAAGAAGCCUGACCUCCCCUUGCCCGACCUAUCGCCCACACACGUUCGCGGGCUCGUUGAGGCAUCAAUACGCCGCAUCACGCGAGUCUUCCCGGCGAACUCCCAAUCUUCCGCGUCUACAACACCUGACCGUGCGGUUGAACGCGUAUUGCUUCAGAAAUCGUGGGUCGUCGAGCUGGCCCCUCAACCGGCUUUCCGCAGCUGGUGGACACCCGACUGGGAAGCAUGGCCAGGCUACGAGUCCGCGUCAUUGCGUGUGCAGGCUGACGGGCGCGACUCGCGGCACGCAACUAUCCGGCUACUCGUGUCACCCGUCGUGGGCAGAGUGCUCGAGCGCUGCCGUGGCAUGUUGAUAUGCGGCGAUUUUGCCGAGCUCGCCCCUCGCACCGGUGGUGAGGGUGGGUUAUGGUACCUCGCUCAGUUCGUUGGACUCGCGCCGAGUUUCUACGAACCUGACCGCCCGGAACCGGACGAUGGUGCGCCGCGCGCGCUUGCUUUGGCUUCGUUUUCCGAUUUGCUUUCUUCUGCUUGA
This is a messenger RNA of Peniophora sp. CBMAI 1063, 3852 nucleotides long. NCBI's taxonomy places the organism in Eukaryota, Fungi, Basidiomycota, Agaricomycetes, Russulales, Peniophoraceae. The record is from the annotation of a GenBank genome assembly.